UCCAGUACUACAUAGUUACCCUGUCUCAAAAAAAGAAAUAAGCAUAGCUACAUGUGCCGACAGAUUUUUAUUAUAAAAGUAACUUAUUUAAAGUGCAUGAAUUAAAUUUUAUCAAAAAAUACAUAAGUGGAAGUUAGAAUCCAGUUAUUUGACUUAACGUCUUAAUUACAAAAUUAUGUAUUACAAACAUUUGAUAUUAAUAUGAUACAUUAUAAAACAGAUGUAUUUUUAUGGUAUGAAAGCAUUACAUAGGAGCUGAAGGUAGAAGUCAGAUAGAAGAACUCUCAACUUGUGUGUUCAUGGGGCUGUGUUCCAUCCCCAGCGUCACUAACAAAAGUAGUCGCUGUAUGAUGUUCAUGCCUUAUGACGCAUUCGUAAACUCAGAGAAUGGAUGCUUGCUAUUUAAGUAUGUGUUAAAAACAUCUCUUUAUUUGAAGUGUUAUUUUGCUAGUUAAUUACAAGAAAGGUGUAAAUAAAAUAUACCUUUAUAAACACUGAUUACUCAUUUGUUAGAUUUUAGACUAAGCAUUCUAAAGAACCUAAGUAGUAAAAGCAAAAAUCCUGCCACAUGGAAGAGCUGAUUGGAUAUUCAUUGAAAACUUUCCAACACUUUUCCUUGGGUUUCUGAAGCUGUUUUUAGAAACGGUCUGCCUGUGUAGCUCACUGUCCGCAUGAUUCUUAUUAGGAGAUAUAGCUGUGCCCCUUUGGUUUAACAGUAAAAUGAAUAGAGCUGCUGUAUGUAAAGUUCUUUGGUGCUGCUGUUGACAGCAGAUAGAUGUUUAUGAGAAAUUUUUUCCCACAUCCUUCUGAGACAAAGAUUCUUAAUGUUCAAAGGAGAAAAUGUGUAAUCUGCUGCCAUAAUAAUUAUUUGAUGAUUUGAACUCAGGUGAAUUAAAACUCUGAAUUUUAAAUGAAGAUGGCCUUGAUAUUUUUAAAAUAAUUGUCUGUUUUCCUAUUGAGACGUGAGAAACUAGUUAUCAUUUAUUCUGGAGGGUAAUGGACAUGUCAGCAAUGAGAAGCUUUAAUGUUGGCUUUGGAUUUCUCUUUAAUACUGAAGAGUGUAUUAGACAUCUUAUGGGGAGCUGCAUUGCUCAGGCAAGUAUUGUAGUGGUAAGUAGUUGGGAAAAAAAGUGCUUUUCAUUUCAGGUUUUGAGAUCACCAUUGAACACCCACACACAGAUGUAGUGAAAUGCACCCAGUUAGUAAGAGGUGAGUGGUCCCUCAGCCAUCUGGGAUGAGUGUUGAUGUUUUCUUUCCUCUAGGAUUGGUAUGGAUGCUAUGUAUUCUUCUAGCCUUUUGUUGGGUUUUAUUAAGAAGGGAAAAUGUAAGCUGGGGAGUGGUUAUACACACCUCUAAUUCCAGCACCUGGGAGACAGAGGUAGGCAGAUCUUUGUCAGUUCAAGUCCUGCCUGGUCAACAAAGUGAGUUCCAGGAUAGCCAGGGCUACACAGAGAAACCGUGUCUCAACAGUUGGGGGCGGGGCAAAAUGUGAUUUUGAAAUAGUAGUAUUCAUCUAUUUCUGUUUGUGUUUCUCCAAGUGCAUUUGGUUGCUUUUGUAUGAUAAUAGGAAAAACUAACAAAGCACAUCCUAUGUUUCUAUUAAGCCUUAGAAACAAACACAGGAGCCCUUUGUGUUUGUUGUGGCCCUAGAACUCUUCCCACAGGUUGCCAGUGUUGCUUGUCUGGUUCUGGGUUGUUUAUGGGUACAUCACAGCCUCUGGGGAGCAGUCCUAUGUUUUUCCUUCUUUUGAAGAUAAGAUCCUGUGUUUUUGGUAUCUUGCAGGAUUUUUAAACAAAAUGGCUAAGACUUUUGAAGACCGUGGGAUUUCUGUUGUUGUUUUGGAGAGUGUGCGUGCGUGCGUGUAUGUGUGUGUGUACACUGUAAUUCAUUCUAAAUUGAAUUCUAAAUUCAUUCCAUUUUAUAUCUAGAUAGCACUUUGUUUUGCUACUGGCAACAUAGGAAAAUAAGCCUAGGGUCUCUAUAACCAACACUCUUGCUAACAAAGUAGAGUUCUAAGAUUUUUGUGGGAUUUUUUGUUUGUUUGUUUGUUUGUUUUUCUUUUUCAAAACAGAGUCUCUGUGUAACAGCCCUGGCUGGCCUCUAACUCACAGAGAUUCUCCUGCCUCUGCCUCCCAAGUGCUAGGAUUAAAGGUAUGCACCACCACCAGUCUGCAAGACUCAUAUUUUUUAAUCCUAGGAUUAUAUUAUCAGUGAAAUCACUUCGUAAAUCACAAUAUUUUAAUUAUGGUUCCUGUUCUUCACAAUCAUACAAAUUUAUUUUGUAGCACAUUCUCUUGCCUAGUUACAGUAAAGUACAGACUUAAAUAACUAACUUACCUAGUUGUAGAUGUUGAGUUAAAGAAUAGUUUUUGCAAGACAGCAGACCAUGUAAUUUACUCUAAAUCAGGAACCUAAUGAAGAAAGACAUUAUAUGUGUUUAACAAAGGUGUAUGUAUUGCCUUAGGAAAUAAAGCUGGAUUUUAAAUUACAUUUUAAAAAACUGCAAAUUUGAUACAGAGAGAGAGAGAGAGAGAUCACAGUGGGUGGGGGCUCUGUCUGUCUCAUCUUUGCGGUAGCUGAGCUUCCUCCCUUUAAAGAUGUUCUUUUAUCUUUAGUGUCUUUAUUUCCUUCCCUGUUACAACUUUGAACUAACAAGACUAUUUUCCCUUCAUUCCUGUUUGAUACAGCCCUUAGGAAAUGUGUUACCACAAUUGAAAGUUUUAUUAUUUUAUGGGGUGUUUGUUUGUUUGGUGGUGGGUGUGAUUCAUAUAAAGCCCUCACCUCCCACUUCAGAUGAGACAGUUGCUACUUUGCUGCAGAAUUGGCUGUUGUCAUUUUACAGGGACCUUUCACUCUGAUCUCUCCUUCCCUCCCCACCAGGAAAGAAUACCAUACUUAUGUCACACUGCCUCCAAGACCUCUGGUGCUCUGACAGUCUUCCUUAGCACAGCUCUGCCAGACCCAGUCCCUUUUGUUAACCCCUCCCUUGAUGAUCACAUGGGGCAGCAGGGAUUUCAGGUGCCAAGAGUGACAACCAGGAGGGGAAGGAGUCUGGGGACUAGGGAGGGUGGGAUUUGGGGCUGCCAAGCUAGGUAAACAGUGAUUUUGAACAGAAGGGGGGAGGGCUGGUGAGGUCCUUCCUGUUGGGAAGGAUAUGGGGUAGGAGAAGGGGAAAAACUGUUUAGUGUCUUACAGAACUAGUUAAAUUGCUUUCCUGUUGGGGACUAGUGUCGGAAGCAUCCUUAUUCCCCUUAGAAAACUCCUCUUUCUGGGUAUUAUCUUUAAUUGGAGUCUGUAAGUUAAAAAAAAAAUAGUGGGGCUUCCUACUUUUUGUUAAUGUGUAAUAAUGUGAUAAAGAACUGAGGUUUGUGCUCUGAGUUUGGGGUGGGGGUUGUUUGUUCCAUUUUGAAGGAAAUUUAAGCCAACCUAAAUAUGAUGACAGGAUUAAGUUUGGCAGGCAACUCUUUGUAUUUUUGUAUUAGACUUCAAAAAUCUUUUCUUCUUCUUCUUCUUCUUUUUGUUUUUUGUUUUUUUUUAAAUCCAGGAGAAUGCUUUAUUUCAACUUUUAGCUGACUAGAUGCUUAACUUAGUAACAAGUUUAGCCUAGCUAAAAGCAAAUCGGCUUGUUUCUCAGAUCUAUGGGGGAUAGCAAGAACAUUUGAGUGAAUGUUGUUGAAGAUUUUCAGUAGUAUAGAAAAUGAUGGCGCUCUUGUGAUAUUUGUAAGUACAAGCAAGGAUUUGGCACAGACAUCCUAUUUCAUGGCUACCAACAGUUUGCAUCUUACGACCUUCUGUCUUCAGUACAAACCCACGGUGAUAGCAUGUGUAUGCAUUCAUUUGGCUUGCAAAUGGUCCAAUUGGGAGAUCCCUGUGUCAACUGAUGGAAAGCACUGGUGGGAAUAUGUGGACCCUACAGUUACCCUAGAGCUGCUAGAUGAGCUAACACAUGAGUUUCUACAAAUAUUGGAGAAAACGCCUAGUAGGUUGAAGAGGAUUCGAAACUGGAGGGCUAUGGCUAAGAAACCAAAAGUAGAUGGACAAGUAUCAGAGACACCACUGCUUGGUUCAUCUUUGGUCCAGAAUUCCCUUUUAGUAGAUAGUGUCACUGGUGUGCCUGCCAACCCAAGUUUCCAGAAACCUUCAACGUCAACGUUCCCUGCUCCAAUACCUCUAAAUUCAGGAAAUACUUCCGUUCAAGACAGCCGUGCAUCUGAUAAUUUAUCAGUGCUGGCAGCAGGAAUGCCCAGCACCUCAUACAGUUUGUCGUCACACCAAGAAUGGCCUCAACAUCCAGAUUCAGCCAGGACAGACCCGGGAUACACACAGAAGCAGGAGGCUACUCUCUCUGGGAGCCAAUACAUCAGCUUCCAGCAGGGUCCUUCUAUGACACUGCAUUCAGGAUUACAUCACAGGCCAGACAAAGUUGCUGAUCAUUCAUCAGCUAAGCAAGAAUACGCUCACAAAUCCGGGAGCAGUAAGCACCAUGGGCCUGUUCCUGCUGUUCCUGGAGUAGUUCCUCAGAAAAUGUCUUUAGAUAAGUACAGAGAAAAGCGGAAGCUGGAAACCCUGGACCUGGACACACGGGAUCAUUACAUAGCUGCCCAUGCAGAGCAGCAGCACAAACAUGGGCCGGCAGUCGCAGGCAGUUCUGUCACUUCACCCAUUAAAAUGAAACUGCCCAUCACCAACUCUGACAAACCUGAGAAACACGUGGCAGAAAAAAGGGAAAAGAGUGGAUCACUGAAGUUACGGAUACCCAUCCCGCCCCCUGAUAAAGGUCCCAGUAAAGAGGAGCUGAAGAUGAAGAUCAAAGUGUCCUCAGAAAGACACAGCUCUUCAGAUGAAGGCAGUGGGAAGAGCAAGCACUCGAGCCCACACAUCAGCAGAGACCACAAGGAGAAGCACAAGGAACAUCCUGCCAACCGCCACCACAGCAGCCACAAGCAUUUGCACAUGCACAGCGGAGGCGUUAAGCAUGCUGCUGAUGGGAUGCCGCCUACUGUGCUGAGGAGUCCUGUGGGCCUGGGCCCCGACGGCAUCUCCUCCAGCUCCAGUGCAAGGAAGAAGCUGCAUAUCAACGAUGCCUCCCACAACCACCACUCCAAAAUGAGCAAAAGUUCCAAAAGUUCAGGUAGUUCAUCUAGUUCUUCCUCUGUUAAGCAGUAUCUGUCCUCUCACAGCUCUGUUUUUAACCAUCCCUUACCCCCUCCUCCCCCUGUCACAUACCAGGUGGGCUACGGACAUCUCAGCACCCUCGUGAAACUGGACAAGAAACCAGUGGAGCCCCACGGUCCUGAGGCCAAUCACGAGUACAGUACAAGCAGCCAGCAUUUGGACUACAAAGACACAUUCGACAUGCUGGACUCGCUGCUAAGUGCCCAAGGAAUGAAUAUGUAAUCAUUUGUUUAGGUCAACUUUUCCUUUGCUUUUUAAUUUAAAAAUGGUUGGAAUGGAAAAUUUCCUCCUGGUCCAGCAGUGGUGCCACUGCUUCCAUAUUUGUAAGUGCUGCUUUUUUCUUCAUUCUGAAAAGAAGAGAUGCUAGUAAACAAGUCUAUCUCCACAUACGAUAGUGUUACCAGUACUGUAAACGCAUGGAAGAUGCAGCUAAGAACAUUAGGAUGAAUGGCUGGCUGCUGCUAGGAAUCUAAGCUGCCUCAAGCUUUUGUUAUUUAUAAUUUGAAUACUGUAGCUGUUUUUUGUUGUUGCUUGGCUUUGAAUGAGUGUCAAUUGUUUUUCUUUUGUGUAUUUAUACUUGUAUGUAUGGUUUGCAUGUCUCAGUGAUAAAGGGAUAAAACAGAAUACUGACAACUGUUUACAAGAAAGUGGAGAAAAAUGUACAUACAUUUUUGUAUGUUUAGAUAUUACCAUAAAUACUCAGGAUCGGAGCUGCUUGUAAGUAUAACAAUAUACAAAAUAACUUUAUUUUCUCUCGUCAGAGUCCAUCACUAAUCUAAAACACAAGUGGCACUUUUUUAUGUUAACCUUAAACUCUAGGCCUUACUGGAAGCCGCUGAGGGGACACUUCACUACUAGACGGGAUGCGGUGCCACGGGUGGUCCUUAACACUGGGAAGCUCUCAGUUUGCCUUCAGAGGUUCUGACCAGAUUGGCUGCAGAGUCAGCCCCUAAGUUCUGAAGGCUUGAAGAGGAAAAAAUAAUAAUAAAGUUUACAUACACUUGAUGUGAAGUGCAUUUACAUGUUUGUUGGCUUGUUGCAGUGCUGUAGAAGAGCAGUUAAUAACGGGCGUGGGGAGGACUGUGACUUAACUCACAGGAGCUCCCAAUGGAGAAUUGGUCCAUUUCUUCAAGGACUUUGACACUACAGAGUUUAACAGUGAACAGGGAUCACUUUUCCUUUAGCAUUUGCAGUGACACCAUAGUCUUGAAUAUACUCUUCCCAUGGAGAGAGAGAGUGAGUGAGUGUGGGGGUGAGAAAGAGAGAGAUACCAUAUUUCUUUUUCAGGUAAAUGCAGUCUUCCUUAUAAAAAUGAAAUUAAACCUAUGCUCUCUUGAUUCUUUUAUAUUCUAACAAUAAAUAAAAAGAAAACAUUGCUGAUUGUGCAUUGUACCUGUAUUUAUAGCUUAUGGUCAUUAUCAGGAAAAUGUAAGGAAAAAGGCCAGCCUCAGGCCAGCCACUGCUGGAGGUUUUACAUUCGUUUGCACGUCUUAGUAGGUUCUCAUUGAGGUGAGGCUUGCACUGUCACCUGACGCCUGGUCAGGGGAUAGACCAACUUGUCUAAAUUUUGGUGUAAGCACCAAUAGUAUGGCUCUUGUCUGUUGCUUAAUCUUGAAUUUAUUUCUGUGGUAAGUCUUAGCUGUUGAGUCUCUUAAAAUGGGUCGGAUUCAACUUGUCUUGAAUCACAGUUUUCCUCUGUAUAUGAACUGUUUUGUUAUAAAGCCACUGAUCUGUGCACAAUUGUAAUUUUAUUCAGUAUGUUGUGCUUGUAAAUAUUAGAGUUGAACCUUGUACUUUCCUUUUAUUUAGCAAUUACUCAAUUUGCCAGUAGCUUUUUGUUUUUUUGUUUUUUUGUUUUUUAAAGAAAAUUGUUGAUUAUUUGGUCAAUGUUGUUUGAACUUGGGAUGUCAGGAGCCUCUUUGUGGGAACUCAGCCUAGCAGGCUCAUCCUCGCUCUGUUUUGUCUUGCAUCAGUAAUCUGUUACUAUGUGAUUUUGUUGCUGUGUGGUAUACUAUUGUAUCAUAAACAUGGUGAUUCUGAUGCAGUUACAGUGUCACUGUGGUAAUAUUCAAGGACUAGCAUAGAAUUAAACAGUGCAAGGUGAGGGAGGGAAGGGUUUUGUUCUUGGUGACUUAGAUGUGAAACCUCGACAGAGCAUCAUGUGAACUGACAUGGGGUGGUCAUGCUACUGUAUCAUUGGGAGUGAUGCCAGGAAUUUUAAUCAGCUUUUGUAAAGAGUAUCCAGAAAAGUAGUGAACUUAUUUACUUAUUUUCAGUGUGACAUAGAAAACAAUGUGAAUAUUUAAGGUCUGGGACUAUAGUUAAACUUCACUAAGGAUUUUCAGAAAUGUGUUGGGGUUUUUUUGUUUUUUAGGUAUGGGAAUAAAGGUAAUUUUGUUGAAUCUUAUUGGUGCUAAUGAUGGACAGUUAUACAGAUAGUGUAUAUGCUAUGGAUCAGUACACUUAGUACUUCCAGAAUUGACAUUGAAAUGCUAUGUAUUCACUUUUCACUCUGUAAAUGUAAUUCUUUACAAUGACUAUUUAUUAAAAGGCAGUCAGUCGUGAUUUUUACAGGAUUGUGUGAACUAUUCCAACUCUGCAACCUCUGAACAAGAUGCUAAAACCACAAUGGGGGAAAAUGUGUGAAUCUUCUUAAGUUUCCUUUCCACUAAGGAAAACCCUCAUAUUUCAUAUCAUCAUGAAUCUGCUUGAAACAUCUUGUUUGCUUAAAAUAGUUCAUCUGCAUGGUCCCAUUAGACUCUACCAAAGAAAAAAGACUCAGUGAAUGGACAUUCUAUUGUGAGUCUUGUAAGUAGCCAUAAAUAACCAAAAUAGUAUCAAACUUAGGUGUGACUUUUCACAUGUGCGAAGUACUGUUAAGGUGAUACAUUUUUGAUGAGUUUUUUAAUACUUGAAAAUAUUAAAAAGCAUUAUCUUUAAA
Molecule: messenger RNA, 8117 nt
Organism: Myodes glareolus (Bank vole)
Lineage: Eukaryota; Metazoa; Chordata; Mammalia; Rodentia; Cricetidae
Source: RefSeq, a predicted model, not a curated record